AUGGAAAAGGUGCAACAAUGGAGAGAUGCUUUAGCAGAAGCAUCCAAUCUAUGUGGCUUUGAUUCAAAGAAUUUCAGGGAAGAGUAUGCAAGGCAUCGACUAAACCAUUUGAGAAAGAAGCUCCUUUCUGAGUUAUUAAAUAUUGAUCAAGCUACUCUAACAAUGGGUACCCCAUUUUUAGCAUCACCGUAUAUUUUUGACAAACUUCGCCGUAAAAAGAUACUCUUGGUUCUUGAUGAUGUGGAUAGUUCAAAUCAAUUAGAAGCUUUAGUUGAAAGAUAUGAUCAACUUGCUCCUGGAAGUAGAAUUAUAGUUACUUCUACAAAUGUGCAAGGUCUAAAGAAAGUUGCGGAUAAAAACAUUUGCAAGGUUGAAGGAUAA
Ziziphus jujuba (common jujube) is the source of this 381-nucleotide messenger RNA. Its product is annotated as disease resistance protein RML1A-like. The transcript has 2 exons. NCBI's taxonomy places the organism in Eukaryota, Viridiplantae, Streptophyta, Magnoliopsida, Rosales, Rhamnaceae. Bases 1 to 381 code for a protein of 126 amino acids. Gene Ontology annotation, molecular function: ADP binding. The record is from RefSeq and is a predicted model, not a curated record. Gene Ontology annotation, biological process: defense response.